Molecule: messenger RNA, 693 nt
Organism: Penicillium macrosclerotiorum
Lineage: Eukaryota; Fungi; Ascomycota; Eurotiomycetes; Eurotiales; Aspergillaceae
Exons: 2
Coding region: 1-693 (230 amino acids)
Molecular function (GO): N-acetyltransferase activity
Source: RefSeq, a predicted model, not a curated record
AUGAAGGAAGUGUUCCCUGAGACAAGUCCUACGCCAUUGCGCCCGCUCGGACAUAGGGAAAAGUAUUCAGCAACACGGAGUCACUUGGAAAUGUAUCUCAACGUGGGUCUGACAGUCCGCUACAAGCGGGCAAGCGGAGUACCCGUGAAACCCGCACUCUAUCACGCUUUGUCGAUUCUCAUCUCGAAGCAUCCUAUACUUUCGGCCAUUCCAUUUGCUGUUGAUACACCAAAUCCCUAUUUUCUACGCCUUCCCAAGAUCACACUUAAUGACGCGGUGGGGUUUGUGAAAUAUGAUGGUCAUCCUCCGAGCUCGGAUUGGAGAGAUGCCCUCGACAAGUUCCUUGAGGAGCAACACAGUUGCACCUUCGAGGUACAGCCAAACAAGAAUCCUCCAUUCUGGAAGUUAUAUUUUCUAGAGAGCAACGAGUUUCCCACACAUUUCACUCUCGUGUUCAUAUUUCAUCAUUCGCUGAUGGACACCAAAAGCGCUCUUUCGUUUCAUGAGGAGCUAGAAGAAUAUAUUGCUCAAUAUAACGGUCUUGAGCCAAGUGAGACGAUCUAUAGCCCCACCGAUGCGCUUAUUCCUCCACUAGAAGACUUAUAUAAGCUCCCUGUAUCGCAGAAUUUCUUGCAAGCUCAAGAGAAGUACCACGAGCCAUCUCGACUGCUGCUCCCUAGUUCGCGCCCGUGA